AUGGCCGCGCAGGGCGAGCCGGGCUACCUGGCGGCGGCGCAGUCGGACCCCGGCUCCAACAGCGAGCGUAGCACCGACUCGCCGGUGGCCGGCUCCGAGGACGAUCUGGUGGCCGCGGCGCCCCUCCUGCACAGCCCCGAGUGGAGCGAGGAGCGCUUCCGCGUGGACAGGAAGAAACUCGAGGCCAUGCUCCAAGCUGCAGCUGAAGGAAAAGGCAAGAGUGGGGAAGACUUUUUUCAAAAGAUCAUGGAGGAGACAAACACGCAGAUUGCAUGGCCGUCCAAACUGAAGAUCGGGGCCAAGUCCAAGAAAGAUCCCCACAUCAAGGUUUCUGGGAGGAAAGAGGAUGUGAAGGAAGCCAAAGAAAUGAUCAUGUCUGUCUUAGACACAAAAAGCAACCGCGUCACGUUGAAGAUGGAUGUCUCACACACAGAGCACUCCCACGUCAUCGGCAAGGGUGGUAACAACAUUAAAAAGGUGAUGGAAGACACGGGCUGCCACAUCCACUUCCCAGACUCCAACAGGAACAACCAGGCAGAAAAGAGCAACCAGGUGUCUAUAGCAGGACAGCCAGCGGGAGUAGAAUCAGCCCGAGCGAGGAUUCGGGAGCUGCUUCCUUUGGUGCUGAUGUUUGAGUUACCGAUUGCUGGGAUUCUCCAGCCAGUCCCGGAUCCCAACACCGCUCCCAUCCAGCACAUCUCACAGACGUACAGUGUCUCUGUGUCCUUUAAGCAGAGGUCUCGAAUGUAUGGUGCUACCGUCAUAGUGCGAGGUUCUCAGAAUAACACUAAUGCUGUGAAGGAAGGGACCGCCAUGCUAUUGGAACACCUCGCGGGGAGCUUGGCUUCCGCCAUCCCCGUGAGCACGCAACUGGACAUCGCAGCCCAGCAUCACCUCUUCAUGAUGGGCCGGAACGGGAGCAACGUCAAACACAUCAUGCAGAGGACAGGGGCGCAGAUUCACUUUCCCGACCCCAGCAAUCCGCAGAAGAAAUCCACCGUCUACCUCCAGGGUACUAUCGAGUCUGUCUGCCUGGCUAGGCAGUAUCUCAUGGGGUGUCUUCCUCUGGUGUUGAUGUUUGAUAUGAAGGAAGACAUUGAAGUGGACCCACAGGUCAUUGCGCAGCUGAUGGAACAGCUGGACGUCUUUAUCAGUAUUAAACCAAAGCCCAAACAGCCGAGCAAGUCUGUGAUUGUGAAAAGUGUUGAGCGAAAUGCCUUAAAUAUGUAUGAAGCAAGGAAGUGUCUCCUCGGACUUGAAAGCAGUGGGGUUUCCAUAGCAACCAGUCUCUCCCCAGCAUCGUGCCCUGCCGGCCUGGCAUGUCCCAGCCUGGAUAUCUUAGCUUCGGCAGGCCUUGGACUCACUGGACUAGGUCUAUUGGGACCCACCACCUUGUCGCUCAACACGUCAACCACCCCAAACUCACUCCUGAAUGCUCUCAACACCUCCGUCAGUCCUUUGCAAAGUUCAAGUUCUGGUACCCCAAGCCCUACCUUGUGGGCUCCCUCAAUUGCUAACACUGCAAGCGCCACAGGUUUUUCUACCAUACCACACCUUAUGAUCCCAUCCACCACCCAGGCUACAUUAACCAAUAUCUUGCUGUCUGGAGUGCCCACGUACGGGCACACAGCCCCGUCUCCUCCACCAGGCUUGACCCCUGUUGAUGUCCACAUCAACAGCAUGCAGACAGAAGGCAAAAACAUCUCUGCUUCUAUAAAUGGGCAUGUGCAGCCUCCAAACAUGAAAUACGGUCCGCUGUCUACUUCAUCACUUGGGGAAAAAGUGCUGAGUUCCAAUCAUGGUGAUCCAUCCAUGCAGACAGCUGGGCCCGAACAGGCUUCUACUAAAUCCAACUCGGUGGAAGGCUGCAAUGAUGCCUUUGUUGAAGUGGGCAUGCCUCGAAGUCCCUCCCAUUCCGGAAACGCUGGCGACUUGAAGCAGAUGCUGGGUCCUUCCAAGGUCUCCUGUGCCAAGCGGCAGACUGUUGAGCUACUGCAGGGCACGAAGAACUCACACCUCCACACCACUGACAGAUUCCUCUCAGACCCCGAACUGAGUGCCACAGAAAGUCCUCUGGCUGACAAGAAGGCCCCGGGGAGCGAGCGUGCAGCUGAGAGGGCAGCAGCUGCCCAGCAGAACUCGGAAAGGGCCCGCCUGGCCUCGCAGCCAACAUAUGUCCACAUGCAGGCAUUUGACUAUGAGCAGAAGAAACUAUUAGCCACCAAAGCGAUGUUAAAGAAGCCAGUGGUGACUGAGGUCAGAACGCCUACGAAUACAUGGAGUGGCCUGGGGUUCUCGAAGUCCAUGCCGGCAGAAACGAUCAAGGAGCUGAGGAGAGCCAACCACGUGUCCUAUAAGCCCACGAUGACAACCGCCUAUGAGGGCUCCUCAUUGUCCCUCUCAAGGUCCAGCAGUCGUGAGCACCUGGCAAGUGGAAGUGAUUCCGACAACUGGAGAGACCGAAAUGGAAUAGGCCCCAUGGGUCACGGCGAAUUCUCAGCACCGAUCGGCAGCCCCAAGCGCAAGCAGAACAAAUCAAGGGAGCAUUACCUAAGCAGCAGCAACUACAUGGACUGCAUUUCCUCGCUGACAGGAAGCAACGGCUGCAACCUGAACAGCUGCUUCAAAGGUUCUGAUCUCCCGGAGCUUUUCAGCAAGCUGGGCCUGGGCAAAUACACAGAUGUCUUCCAGCAGCAAGAGAUUGACCUUCAGACAUUCCUCACCCUCACAGACCAGGAUCUGAAGGAGCUGGGAAUCACAACCUUUGGUGCCCGGAGGAAGAUGCUGCUGGCAAUUUCAGAGCUAAGUAAAAACCGGAGAAAACUUUUCGAACCACCAAAUGCAUCCUGCACCUCCUUCCUGGAAGGCGGAGCCAGUGGGAGGCUGCCCCGCCAGUAUCACUCAGACAUUGCCAGCGUCAGUGGCCGCUGGUAGCGUUACCUUCCGGACACGCACCUCCUAUCUGCAAAGGUGGACAGAAUCUGUUGGACAGUCUUCACUGCACUUGUCCGUCCUUGGCACUCUGGAUGUCUGGUAUCAGGACCAAAGUGUUGAAUUCGCACCCAUACUUCAUGGCAGAAGAAGAAGAAGAAGAAGAGGAAGAGGAAGAGGAAGAGGAAGAGGAAGAGGAAGAGGAAGAGGAAGAAGAAGAAGAAGAAGAAGUGGUGUCUCAUGUUCCCAUGUUGCCACAAAAGCACCAAAGGGGGAAAUGCUUUAAAAAACAAAACAAAACUGGCAAUUGGACAGAAUUUACAAAGUGAGGGUAGGGCGUUUCUUUCUAUUUACUUAUAUUACAUAUGCACUGAUUUUUUUUUCUUGGUACCUAAAAUGAAGGAGAAUUUUGACAUCUGGGAUGCCAGAAAAACUUAGAAGUUGUUUUGUUGGCUUGAAAUGUCUUGGUGUUUGGGGAUUUGAAAAAAAAAUAAUAAUCAAAGUAUAAUUUUCUGCUUUAGAAUAAUGACUGAGGCCUUCCUGCACUUUACACGGUCUAGUUGCUCCUCCUGUGGAAUCUGUCAUCUCUGUGUUUCUGGUAGUGGUACACUUUCUUUCUUUCUUCCUGGAUCCAUCACAGGUUUAUUUGAAAUGGUACUGGACCUUAUGUAAUUCCCGUGCAGAAUUUUCUGUGCCGUUGGGAAAAUGUGGGCCACUUGGCUCUGGGCCAAAUUCAGUUCAUUUGUGUCAACAUCUUAGGAACCCUGAGCCGUGACUGCCGUCCACUGGCCAGGUACAAAAGACAGACCAAAUGGAUUUUGCAAUUCUAACUCUUCGCGGUUGGCAUAGUUAGCUGCUGUCUGAAGGCCAAGGGGCUGGUCUUUUAGUAUACUGCCACUAAAGGACAUUUAUUUAUAUCAAACUUUUAUUUUUAGAUAUUAUAAGCAUACAGUAGAUAACUGAUUGAGAUUGAUAUUUUCUAGAGAUUUAUGGUAGAGAUUGAACUGCAUUCAUAACUGGAGCCCUAGGUUGUCACUUUAUUUAAAAAAGACAAGCAACCAUUUGACGAGACAGCAUUGCUGCCAUUAUGGAGAGAAGAGGCCCCGCCUCCUUACCCAGUAGCUCCACCCCCUGUGGGGUCACGAGACUUUCCCCAAAGUGCCUUUGUCUGCUUUGAAUCAACUUGGAUCAGUUGUAAACAUAGAAAGGGUCCAGGGGGACAGCUUAUCCAAGAGCUAAAUUCUGAAGUGGGAGGGAAAAAAAAGGCUUUCUAAAUGGCCAGAUUUAUUGUUACAAUGUUAUACUGUGAAAGUCCAAGAGAUUAGCGAACGUUAUUUCCUGUCUUUGCAGACGAUAUGAAGGUUUUCGGUCCAAUGAAGAAAACCACUCAAGUGCCUUUCUCUCUUCAGAGCUAUAUUCUUACCAAAUGUAUACAGGUUUUUUUUGGGGGGGAGGAGGGGUCUUUUCCCAUAGGACAUGUUGUCAGUUACCUUUAGUGAUGUGUUUAUGUUAAUAUGUUAAGGCUUUCUCUGUGAAAUAAACCCCUCCCUCCUGUUCUCGGUAGAGAAGAGUUGGAGGAGUGUGCACACAGCUGGGUGCCUGUCCAAAUUCAAGGUACGAAAUACUUGCCUAGUGUUUUCUUCCGAGGCUAACUCUGGCCACUAAAGAACUGAAGCCAUUUUUACACAGAGAAAAGUUUUCGCUUUGAAAACGUUGGCUACCUGGAAGCAUAGACAAUGACAACGAGCUUGCCACAGCGGUAAUAUCUACCUGGUAUCAAUCUCAGCCUGACUACAUAAGGAUACAGAAUUGAAUCUCUCCCUGUGCAAGCAUGGUGUGGCCAUCCCGUGCCCAUGUGCUCAGAUGACCGCCCGAGGUUCAUCACGUAUCCCAUUGACCACCUCAAAGGGAGUACUCGGUUCUCCAAAUUUUGUUGUUUCUUUCAUUAAAGAAAAAGUCAAUUGGGAGCUCACUGUGGACUCUGCCAUGCAUUUGCUAAAGGGAGAAGAGGAACCAAAUAUUCAAUAGGAAACUGGUUUAGGUUUUAUACACAGUGCUUUACUUUCACACCAAAGGGAAACUGUCCACUCCAACUUGAUUAAAUAGGGAGGCUAAGAAAUAAUGAAAAACACUGGAAGGUUUUUCUCCCUUUCUUUUGAUGCAGCAAAGGGAAUAAGACACCAGGGCCUACAGAGUUGUUGGUGUUCUUUGCCAUGCGCGGAAUAUUUGGGUUGUUCGAAGUAAUGUUAACUUUUAGCCAACUUGUCUAUUCUCAUGAUUGGUGAUCUGUAAAUAUGGAACAGACCCGGAUUGUAUUUUGUGUGUGGGGGUCCGUGUCCUUUUCAUCACUUUUUUAAAAACCCAUGAGAUGGAUCAGCAUUGAAAGUGGGGAUUUUUUUUUUCUAAAGUAAUCAUUACAUGAGAAAUAAAUUUAUAUAACCCCUUUGUAUUGCUUUCUACAUGGAA
This is a messenger RNA of Grammomys surdaster, 5397 nucleotides long. RefSeq names its product BicC family RNA binding protein 1 (gene Bicc1). The transcript is spliced from 21 exons. Lineage: Eukaryota; Metazoa; Chordata; Mammalia; Rodentia; Muridae. The coding region runs from base 1 to 2934 and encodes 977 amino acids. Gene Ontology annotation, molecular function: protein binding; RNA binding. Gene Ontology annotation, cellular component: cytoplasm. The record is from RefSeq and is a predicted model, not a curated record.